UUCAUUGGGGACUCUGGUGAAUACAUACAAGCUCAGAUUUCUGACCUAUUUUGAUUUGCCUGCCAAUAUGAUUUCUGUUAUACUCACAGUCAUCAUUCAAACAGUUUUAGAAACUUCAGAGUGUUUUCUAUCCAUUACGAAUAAUAAUAUGCAAAUAAUAGCAACUAUGACUGAGGAGCAGGCCGUUUGAUAUGGGCACCUUUUCAUCCAAGCUACUCAAUACUGCCCCUGCAGCCAUAAAAAGUUGACCACGUGGUAUGGUUAAAAGAUUCAGCAUUGGUCUGCAACCUUUGUACUCCCGUGAUUGAGAGAAACAUGAACUACUUGAGAAGUUUUAUUCGGAAUUGCAGAAAAGGGGCUGUCCCAGGAUGCCUGACCCUAACUGGGCACAGGGGAGGUCCUCUGAUUUAGUUAAACUCAAAAGGUAAUUGGAGUUUCCUUCAUUAAACAGUCCAAAAUCACAUUACACAAUUUUACAAACAGUAUCAUACUCAUUCAUCUUAUACAACAAUUAGAUGUAAACCUCAUAUCUGAGGCUAUUAUAUAAACAGUGUUAUGGUAAUGUGGCCACACCAUCUCCCAUGAGCUUCCCCAAGUUGUAACAAACGGACCAGUUCGUAGCUGGAUUCUUCACCGAUCUUUUAUACUUUCUCCGGAACAUGAAAUUUGUUCGGACCUCAACUUCUGUGAGGUGGAAGAAAUUCCUUUGUUCUCUAUGAAAAUUCACUCUGUCUCUUAUACUGUGUGGCCACGAGGCAGGGUCUUCUCCUCAGGAAUUUACGACCUCUCUCUGACCACAGCAGCCUAGUUGAAGGAAGCAAGGGGGAGGCAGGGAGAGGGUUAUGGGGCUUGCUGUACCCAAAGAGGGCAACGUCAUGACAAUGUUCAGUAGAUCAGAGGCCCCCAAAAAAUCUCUCUCUAAUGUUUUUGUUUUCAUUUUCACCAAUCACCUUUGUAAUCUAAGCAUGCAAGGACUGAACUGAUAGUUUGAAUUCUCCUGUGGUUUUAUUGUCUGGGCCUGCUCUGCAGGGAUGUAAUGUUUUUGCUGAUCAGAAUUCUGGACAGCAAAAGACAUGAUUCUACUUCAAAGGCACUAAAAAGGCCCUUACUGUUGUCUUUGAUGUUAUUGUUGGACAACAAUGCAAGGGUGAGGAUAUCAGAGCUAGACUUAUACUGAUGUUUGCUUGUUUGUUGAAUUAUUGUACAAGUUAUUAAAAAAGAUUCUGAACAUGAUGUUUUUUACCCUCUGUCUAUGAUUGGCAAUGAAAAGAAACUCACCAUGCCAGGCCUGAUCAACAAGGGGAGUCAGAAUGCUCUGCCUCUCAGUGUCUGCGAGAUCACUUCCUGUGUCAGAGGUUACACCCUGGCCCUGACAGCAUCCAUGACCUACAAUAACUUUGAGGACAAUCCAAUUGAGGGAGUCUUCAUUUACCCACUGGAAGAAUGCUCUACCGUGGUGGGAUUUGAAGCUAUGAUCUCCAACCAGAUAAUAACCGUGCAAAUCAAAGACAAGUCCAAGAUUGAUGACUGUUACUUUGAUUGCUGCACUACAACUAAUGGUGCCCUUCAGAGUGGCAGUGGACAUAUUGUGCUGGAUGAGGACUUGGAGAGGACAGUGUUGGUGGUGAACCUGGGGGUCAUCCCCCCUCUGGAGACGGUCAACGUGUUGGUCAGCACAUCCUCUGAGCUGCCCACCCUUCCCAACGGGGGUAUCCGGGUCACCUCACCCAGCGUGUGCACCCCCAGGGUCCAGAGAACCAUCAACGAGGAGCAGGGACUCUCCCCAAACUUCCACAACAGAGCGAGGGGCAGCAGGCAUAAUUGUGCACUGGAUCCAAAUGAGCAGACUCCUAUCACCCCCCAGCUGUACAUGGCCCAGCUGCUGGAGGAAGAGGCCAUCAACUCUAUUGACUAUGAGUUUAGCUUCCAGCUGGAGAUCAGAGCCCCGUAUCUCCUUGCAGGUGUGGAAAGCCCCUCUCAUGCCAUCCGGGCCGACGCAGACCCCCUGGCCCGCUCAGCCACCAGCGUCGUCAUCACACUCGCUGACAAGUACACCUACGACUGCCCUGUGGAGAUCAUCAUCUACCCCAGUGAUCCUCAUCUGCCUCUUGUGCUGAUUGAGGAUGGAGACAUGACACUGGAGGAGUACGAUGAACACCUCACAGGGAAGAGUGACUACAUGAAGGCCAUCAAGAAGGACUCCAGUAAUGAAAAGAAAGUGGAUAUCAUUCGUAAGCGUCUCCACAAGGACAUCCUCCACAACCCUGCGGUUAUGCUCAACUUCUGCCCAGACCUCAAGUCCAUGACCUCUGACCUGAGGAAGGUGCAUGGAGAGUUCAUCUUCCUCAUCGACCGCAGUGGGAGCAUGAGUGGGGUCAACAUCAGCUGUGUCAAGGAUGCCAUGGUGGUGAUCCUGAAGAGCAUUGUGCCUGCCAGUCUCUUCAACAUCAUCGGCUUUGGCUCCACAUUCAAAACACUGUUUUCUACCAGUCAGAGCUAUGAUGAGGAAACAGUAACCAUGGCUUGUGAGUACAUCAGGAAGAUCCGAGCUGACAUGGGCGGCACCAACAUCCUGGCACCACUUAACUGGAUCCUGAGGCAACCCAUGCACGUGGGUCAUCCACGCAUGCUCUUCCUGAUCACAGAUGGGGCCGUCAGCAACACAGGGAAGGUCAUCGAGCUGGUCCGCAGCCAUGCCCGCUACACCAGGUGCUACACUUUCGGAAUCGGUCAGAGUGCUUGCAGGAGACUGGUGACUGGACUGGCUACUGUUUCCAAAGGAACGGCAGAGUUCUUGGCAGAAGGGGAGAGACUGCAGCCCAAGAUGAUCAAGUCUCUGAAGAAGACCAUGGCCCCAGUGCUGAGUGACAUUGCCAUCGACUGGUUGUUCCCUGAGACCAAGGAAGUGUUGCUCUCCCCUGUAGGCUCCACCUUCCUGUUCCCUGGGGACCGUCUGAUUGGCUACAGUGUUGUCUGUGACACCACACGCUACCAUCCCAACCCCAAGUCUGAUAAGAGGAAGCGCUACAGUAUGAUGCGUUCCAAUGACUCAGCCAGCUCCGUGUUCUACCACUCCCAAGAGGAGGACCCAGGGACGACUACAGGCUUCUCUGACUGUCAGGGAACCCACAGGGACAUACACUCCAGCCCUCUGUUUGACUCCUACCAAGACUCCAUGUCAGAGAGCAGCCCUGGCCCCACAAAGCAGAACGACAUGGGAAUGGACAGUAAAACAUCACCUAGAAGACGUGGGUAUAGCACCAACCAGAUAGUGGACUACAACCCCAACAUGAAGAAGACCUACACUCCCAGUGACCCCAGCUCUGUAGAGGGGAAGCACCCGCUGAGGAGAGCUAAGGUCCAGGAGCUGAAUGGACAGACCAGCCCCGACUAUGGAGCACAGUGGAAGACUGAAUGCCAGCCACAGCUGGUGAGCUUGUGUGCCACAUCUGCCACGGCCAUCAGGGAGUGCCCUACCAAUGGGGCUUCUCACAGGUCUUCCCCCCAGCAGGAGGGGGCUCCCCAGGAGGCGGCGCCAGAGCAGGCCCACUCCCCCGGCUGCAAGCUGCAGGCCAGAGCCACCAGGAGCUGGGCUUAUACAGAGCACGCCUUAGGAGGAGCCAGGAGCACCGUUGGGGAGGACGGCUCGUCCUCCACUGACCCCUCUGUCAGCAGCUUCGGAGACGCAGACUGCUACUCUAAUCAGCUGUGUGAGAUCAUAACCCCCCAGGAGUCUGCAGCCACCCCAGACCUGAUCUCAGCCCCUCAGGACAGGGACUUGGGGAAGGGGUUCUGUAAGGUUGUGGUGUCUGGCCUGCUCUGUGGGAAGCCAGUCAAGUGGGAGGUGACCUUUGACAUAGAGCCCUACCUGAAGGGCAGAGAGCGGGAAGAGAAGGUUCACGAGGAACUCUGGAAUGAAACGUUCCAUCACCUGGCUGGACGUUCCAUUAUUCAGGACUUUGAGCACAUGGUAGAUCAGGAGUGUGAGAUUGAGCAUGGUUCUGGCAGAAGAUACCGGUUAUAUGCCAUUCACACCAGCAAGGCCUGUAACAUUCUCAGCAAAUACACUGCCUUUGUGCCCGUUGAUCUGGACACUAAUGAAUAUCUACAGACCUAUAUCGACUACGUCAACCCAGGUAAAGGUCGGAAAAAGGGCUCUCACUCUGGGAACAGGAAGAACCGGGGUUACUCCAUCGGACUGGGACGCUCCCAGUCUGGCUGCAUGUCAGAGGAGGCUGAGGUCGGACACCUGCCCACCAGUUUGGAAGAUGGGGCCUCUCCAUGUAGCACCCCCUCAUCCUCUACCUGGGAAAGAUGCAGCUUUACAGAUGCCUCUCAGAGGAGCCCGUCAGUGACCUCAGACCAGAAGUCGGUGGAGAGCCUCUUCUCAGCCAAGCUGACUCUCAACCGGACAAGACUCCUGACCCGGGCCGCCAGGGGCUUCAUGUUUCGCUCACACAGCAAAACCAGUGACUCUGUGGGGGAGAGUGAGAACGAGAACAAAGACUACAUUCCUCUGGUGUCCUUACAGUUGGCAUGUGGUGCGUUCUGCCUGGACAUCGCUCUGUGUGAGGCCAUCAACGUGUCCAUGGACAAGCUGAAGUGGACGUCUCCCUUCACCAGCCACCGGGUCAGUCUGGGUCACCACGUCUCCCACUCAGCCAGCCGCCGCUCAAACAGCAGCGCUGCAGACAACAGCCACAGGUCCACCUCUCCAUCUCCGUUUGAGAGCUCAGCUAAGGAGACAGAAACCAGCCUGGCAGGCCACCACCAGCACAAGCAUGGAGACCUGGUUGUCAGCAGCCACAGACAAGGGGGGCACAGCCCCUCUCACCUGGCCAGGAGUCCACGGACUGAGGGUUGGCCUGGAUCUUCUCCUUCCUUCCUAGGUGGCCUCUCCACCCCUACCUCCUCCACCUACGCUGAGCACCCUCUUUCCCCUCACUCCAAGACAGACAGCGGAAGGGACUCGGAGUCGGAGAGCGUGGAAACCCCCCCAGCAGCGCCUCCUGGUGGCCCGGGGUCCAGGAAGAGGCUGAAUACGGAGGGCAUGGUGUGGGCCACGGCUGUAGCCCUGGCCUGGCUGGAGCACAGCUCAGCCAGCUACUUCAUAGAGUGGGAGCUGAUAGCAGCUAAGGCUAGCAUGUGGCUCAGUGCCCAGACCAUCCCUGAAGGAAAGGACUUAGCCUCAGUCAAGUCUGCUGCCAACCAGUUCUUUAUCAUCCUCAGACACUGGGACGAGAACCUGCAGCUCAACAUGCUCUGCUACAACCCUAACAGUGUCUGAGGCUGAUUGCAUCGCAUGCCCCGUCCUCUAUCCGGACAUAUCCAACCAUGCUAUGCUAACUGACUAACGCUUUAUUUACUAUUUAUUUUUUGCCAUUUUGAGUAUUGCCGAAUUUGUUAGUGCAGCUAUUGUGAGCAUUGUGUCGUAGAAUUGAUUCUGUUUUAUGAUAACUUCUAAACCUGUCAGAAGCUUCCCAGAGGCACAAACUUGCUUGUUGUCUCCCUUUGGGUGGAUACAUUCACCAGCUAUGGGUCUGAUUAAACAUGAUUCUAUUCACAUGGUGAAGGAAAUCAGAAGUGUAAGAGUAAACGUACAUAUUCUAAAAAAUGGAAGUUUAUGAAAAUAUAUGUAUUGUUUUAUUUAUGUUGAAUAUUUCCAUCAUAUUGAUGUCCAAUGAUGAGAGAAUAUGCCAAAACAAUUCCCAUGAGACUUUUACAAUUAUUUAUAUUGCAUCUAAUGUGUUUGAUCGUCACAAUCAUUUCAUAAUCAAUAUUGUGAUAUAUGAAAAUUUGCCUAGUCCCAGAUCUGUUUGUGUCUUGCCAACUAUGGCCAAUUGCUCUUCUCAUGUUUGAUGUCUUCGUAUUGGUUCAGAAACCGUCCUUUUAUCGCUGUUUAUUUUGUAUUUAUCAGCCAUAAGUGCCUAACAAUGAUUAAACACAAACAAAGAUUGGUUAUCAGAAAUACGUAUUUAGAUGUUUCUCCGUUGUUAUUGUUUGAUAUCAAAUGUGUUUCCAUAUAAAAAAUGCUCAGCGUGUUUUCUUUUGUAGAUAUUCUGAAUAAUGUGAUGUGAAACUUUCAAGUUGGAUGAAAGAAAUUAGUUUUUCUGUCCUUUGUCCUUUCCUUUGUCCUUUCCUUUCCUUUGUCAUUUCCUUUCCUUUGUCCUUUCAUUUCCUUUGUCAUUUCCUUUCCUUUGUCCUUUCCUUUGUCCUUUCAUUUCCUUUGUCAUUUCCUUCCUUUGUCCUUUUCUUUUUCUUUUCCUUUGUCCUUUCCUUUGUCCUUUCCUUUCCUUUGUCCUUUCCUUUUCUUUGUCCUUUCCUUUGUCCUUUCCUUUUCUUUGUCCUUUCCUUUCCUUUGUCCUUUCCUUUCCUUUGUCCUUUCAUUUCCUUUGUAAUUUCCUUUCCUUUGCCCUUUUCUUUGUCCUUUCCUUUCUUUUGUCAUUUCCUUUGUCCUUUCAUUUCCUUUGUCAUUUCCUUUCCUUUGUCCUUUUCUUUGUCCUUUCCUUUUCUUUGUCCUUUCCUUUCCUUUGUCCUUUCCUUUCCUUUGUCAUUUUCUUUCCUUUGUCCUUGCCUUUGUCCUUUCCUUUCCUUUGUCCUUUCCUUUGUCCUUUCCUUUCCUUUGUCCUUUCCUUUGUCCUUUGUCAUUUCCUUUCCUUUGUCCUUUUCUUUCCUUUGUCCUUUCCUUUGUCCUUUUCUUUCCUUUGUCCUUUCCAUUGUCCUUUCCUUUGUCCUCUCCUUUGUCCUUUCCUUUGUCCUUUUCUUUCCUUUGUCCUUUCCUUUCCUUUGUCCUUUUCUUUCCUUUGUCCUUUCCUUUUUCCUUUUACUUCCUUGGUCCUUUCCUUUCAUUUGUCUCUUUUGUAAGACAUUGUACUCUGCUCUCAUAUUUCCUCAAAAAGGUUGUUCAUUUUACUCAGGUAGUAUUAUUUUCCUAAGGCUUUGAAAUUUCAUCCAUCCUGCUGCAUGGAAAACCAAUGUUUGUGUUAUAAUAUGUAUCAACAGUGGGAGCAAAGCAAUUCCCCCACAGCCAACCUGUUCUGCUGCAUUUGGCCCAGGUCAGAAGUAGUGCACUAUAGAGAGUCAGGUGCCAUUUGGAACAUACCUCUAGAAAUAUUGUAAUUUAAUUGUGAUCUGUGUAAACUUAUAAUGAUUGUGGCGGCUGGUUUUACUUGUGUACAACUCGAUUGUUGCUGUGUGUUUUGAAAAUAUGAUUGUUGACUGUUUUGAGGCUGUUAAAAGCUUCCAUAGUCUCAGUUUGCUAAAUGUCAGUGGCAUGACUAUGCAACUGCAUGUAAUAAAAUAUUUCCCCUCAUGAA
Oncorhynchus nerka (sockeye salmon) is the source of this 7316-nucleotide messenger RNA. RefSeq names its product von Willebrand factor A domain-containing protein 5B1-like. The transcript is spliced from 21 exons. Bases 1253 to 5287 code for a protein of 1344 amino acids. The record is from RefSeq and is a predicted model, not a curated record. NCBI's taxonomy places the organism in Eukaryota, Metazoa, Chordata, Actinopteri, Salmoniformes, Salmonidae.